AUGGAGACUCAAACGCAGUCUCAUGGCGGAGGGGACCUUUCCCCUCAGCAGCGAUUCUUCCACUACUUCCAGCAAGAAAUCACCGCCCUGCAAGAGGGAAUGGACCGCCUCUCAGAAAAGGCCCCCGUUGGCGGCGAACGGGCAGAUGCCGCGGACCACUGUCUGGCCGGGAUCACGCGACUGUCGAACGAAGUCAAGGAUGCUUCAGGGUACUUACCAGCCUAUGACCAAAGAACAUACGCCGAGGCUAUCAAAGCCUUACAGGAAAGACUCGAGGAGACUCGAAAAGCGUUUGCACCCAAACCGAAAUUUUCUUUCAAAUCCAAGAGUCCUUCGGCCUUAUCCUUGAGCGAUGCUGCAGAAUUAGCCGCCGAGAAACGCCGCGCUGUCCCAGGAGGGCUUCGCUCACCCAACUCGUCUUUCUCAAAUACCCCAGCCUCUACCAACACACCGGCGAACGAGCCCGUUGACACAGCCGAGGAUGGAGAGCCAGCUGCUCUUGAAGAGAUGGCGGCGAGCUUAGCUGCCAAAAAAUCCACCAUCGAUCGAGCCAAAGCAGUCGGCGGCGAGGCAGCCCAUGAGAAAGACUCCCCAUCCCUCUCGACCACCGCGACCUCAAUUUCCAUUACCGACCAGUCGAACACCCAUAUCAUCCUCCCCUCUUCAGCGCUCCACUCUCAAGCCCCUUGCACUUUACAAAAGAUCACAGGUAGUAUUGUCGAUCUUUCCGUCCCGACGACAGAGACGGCUCCAUUCGCGAGCCUUACCAUCAAUGUCGUCUCUUCAUCAUUACUGCUCUGCGGCUCGGUUUCAGGCCCGGCACACAUCACGAAAGCGAGGAACAGCGUGCUGGUGAUUAAGUGUCGCCAGUUGCGCAUGCACGAAUGUGAAAACGUUGACGUUUAUCUCUACUGCUCGAGUAGGCCUAUCAUUGAAGACUGCAAGAACAUUCGCUUCACCGAGCUUCCCAAAUUCCAUUCCGAACUCAUCUGGUCAGGGCAAGGAGCCGUACCGGGACCGGACCCCGCACCUAACCAAUGGAACCAGGUCGACGACUUCAAAUGGCUGAAGCCGGAACCGAGCCCGCACUGGUCCAUUCUGCCUACCGAAGAUCGCAUUCCAGACGAGACCUGGCGCGAAGUCGUCCCCGGAGGACCUGGCUGGAGUGUUAAAGAUAUCCUGAAAUCCGUGGGCUUGAGUGCUCCCGGAAGGAACUGA
This is a messenger RNA of Capronia epimyces CBS 606.96, 1218 nucleotides long. RefSeq lists its product as uncharacterized. Gene Ontology annotation, cellular component: cytoplasm. NCBI's taxonomy places the organism in Eukaryota, Fungi, Ascomycota, Eurotiomycetes, Chaetothyriales, Herpotrichiellaceae. The record is from RefSeq and is a predicted model, not a curated record. Gene Ontology annotation, biological process: post-chaperonin tubulin folding pathway; tubulin complex assembly. The transcript has 4 exons. Bases 1 to 1218 code for a protein of 405 amino acids. Gene Ontology annotation, molecular function: tubulin binding.